Molecule: messenger RNA, 4175 nt
Organism: Colossoma macropomum (tambaqui)
Lineage: Eukaryota; Metazoa; Chordata; Actinopteri; Characiformes; Serrasalmidae
Gene: scarb2c
Product: scavenger receptor class B, member 2c
Exons: 12
Coding region: 112-1560 (482 amino acids)
Biological process (GO): protein targeting to lysosome; receptor-mediated endocytosis
Cellular component (GO): cytoplasm; lysosome; membrane
Molecular function (GO): scavenger receptor activity
Source: RefSeq, a predicted model, not a curated record
UGUAAUCUCCGAGCCCUGAUAAACUAAAAUAAACAGCACCAGAGAGAGAAGGAGAGACAGCGAGCGCAGGAGGGUCCAGCACAACAAACGACAACAAACCGAACCGAAACCAUGGGGAAGAUGUUGAAAUCCUGCUGUAUUUACGGCACCGGGCUGCUGUCCAUCCUCGUCUUGAUCGCGGGCAUUGCCAUGGUGUUGGCUCACGUCUUCUUAAACGCCUUGAACAGCAGGAUAAAAACAGAGGUGGUGCUGGAAAAUGGAACAGAGGCUUUUGCUGUUUGGCAGGAUCCUCCAGCCCCUGUCUACAUGCAGUUUUACUUCUUCGAUUUGACAAACCCUGAGGAGGUGCUGAAAGGAGAAAGGCCUGCAGUGAUCGAGGUCGGCCCGUACACGUACAGAGAGUAUCGGCCUAUGGAGAGCGUGACGUUUAUGGAUAAUGGUACUAAAGUAGCUUCUGUCAACCCUAAAACUUACGUGUUUGAGCCCAAUAUGUCACGAGGCUUGGAGGAUGACCUCAUCAGGACUGUUAACAUCCCUGCAAUGGCGGUCAUGGAGAGGUAUAAAAACCAUUCUCUUAUUAGCCGUGUGAUCUCGGACUUGAUGAAAGCUGGAGGCAUGGGGCUGUUUGUGACGCGGCCGGUGGGGGAGCUGCUCUGGGGCUACGAGGACCCUUUGCUAAAGGAACUUCGCUUGGUGGACCCCUUACUGGAUGACUACUUUGGACUCUUCUACAAGAUGAAUGGGACGAAUGAUGGCGAGUAUGUGUUUUUCACAGGGAAACAGAACUAUCAGGACUUCGCUCGAGUAGAUCUGUGGAAAGGCCAGAGCUCUCUGAGUUGGUGGAGCUCAGACGAGUGUAACAUGAUCAAUGGAACCAACGGAGCAUCUUUUCACCCAGUCAUCACCAAGACGGAGAGACUCUACAUGUUCUCCUCUGAUCUCUGCAGGUCCCUGUAUGCCACGUUUGACUCUGAGGUCAGAGUGUCUGGGAUCCCUGCGUACCGCUUCGUACCUCCUAGUGAAGUGUUCGCAAACAAGACAGUGAAUCCUGAUAACGCUGGUUUCUGUGUGGGUGGGAACUGCCUCGGCUCUGGCCUGCUGGACGUCAGCGUCUGCAAGGAAGGUGCUCCCAUCAUCAUGUCAUCUCCACAUUUCUACCAGGCUGAUGAGAAGUAUGUCCAGGAUGUGUUUGGGAUGCGGCCGAAGAAGGAGGAUCACCAGACGGCUAUCGACAUAAACCCGCUCACGGGACUUGUUGUGAGGGCAGCAAAGCGUCUUCAGGUCAACGUCUUUGUUGAAAAGCUUCCAGUGUUCAGCCAAACGGAAAACGUCAGGACUUUGGUCUUCCCAGUCAUGUACCUUAAUGAGAGCGUGCUUAUUGACCCGGAUUCCGCCAAGAAGCUCGGUGCCCUGCUGACCGAGGCCAGCGUGGUGAUCAACAUACCUUUCAUCGUGAUCGGCCUUGGCAUCAUACUGGGUGUGGUCUUUAUGGCGCUAUUGUGCUGUCUGAGGACCCCAGAGAGCACUGCUGCUGAACGCCAGCCCUUACUGACGUCCUAACUGAGCGGAGAGUAGGUUUUUGGGGAUACAUCAGUGGGAGUGUUUAUGCAUUCUGUGAACUGACGGUAGCUUUCGCACUGAAUCAAUCAACUAACAGUACCCAGUAUUUGACCAGUUCAUGAAUCAUCGUUUGCCAAGCAACGCCAUAUGAAGUCGGAUUCAGGUUGGAGUAAGAGGUUGCCCUUUUACUGUAAGAACUGUUUGAGUUUAUUUUUGUUUUUAUUUGACAUUUUAGUGUAAUAAUGAGCACCACAGCGAAUGGGAGUAUUGUAAUUGGCUAAUCUUGCAUGCAGACCUGCAGCUUCUAAAGAUAUAAAAUUAUUUUCCACCACUACAGCCUAAAAUGGACAGACCUAGACCUUUUCCCAACACGCUGGGAUGGUAAACAAGUUUGUUGCAUCAAUAAGAGAGACAAACAUCAGCAUCUGAAGAAAGAGUGGUUAUAUUUUAUUGACACGUCAGAUGAAAUUGUAAUUUUGCAUCGCGCCUGGGAUUAGGGCAAUAAAAUGGGCUUGCACAACACACGCAGUUACACCAGUCUGUCUGUUUGUUUUAGUCGCAGGUUCAACACACAAUGCUAAAUUUAGAAACCGGCCAACACACAGUGUCCACAAAAUCCUAAACUAAGUAACUGACCGUCAUAGUGUCCACAGUAUCCUAAAUUUAGAAACGGACCAUCACAGUGUCUGCAUAAUCCUCAGCUUCUGAACUGAUAUGCACGUUUGUGCUUCUACAAGGACGUCUGCGUAUGGUAUGAUUUCAACAUCGAGCCAAGCAGAGUCUGAUUGGUUCACCUUGAACUCUGGAAAAAGGCUGACAAAAGCACAUGACUGGAUUUCAUUCAACACUUUUCUCUUAGUUUCUCAAUGGCAGUUCAGUGGUGCUCUGCCAGUCAUGUUAGGUGUUUUUGUUUUUUUGUUUUUUUUUUUUUAUCAGAAACCACAUUUUAUUUUUUUACAUUUUUGUUUGUUGUAAAAAUAUUAAGUAUUGUUUGUGCUUAAAGCCCCAGAGAACCUAAAUUCAUGUUUUCUUUUUAUGUAAUCUUGAUGACACUAGAUAUACAUGUACAAAAUAUGUCCUGUGAAUCACUUUGCGAUGCUCCCUAAAUGGCUGAUCUAUUUCGCCUAAAUUCUCUCUUUUUGAUAUAAAGUGGGUGGUCACACGUAUGUAAGCACUCACAAGACUGCUAGGUUCCCCAGCAGUCUAAUAGAAACUUAAGGCUGUCACAUACCAGACACAACAGGACAGCAUCCAAAAUUUUUAAACCGUCGUUUUUAAACACAGAAAGAAGGUUUGAUUCCCUGGCCGGGCAACCAGGGUCCUUUCUGUGUGGAGAAUUAAAGCCACAUGAAGACCACAGAAAGCCAUGGUAGAUAACACGUGGCUUGAAAUUUACACAGAGUAAGGUACACAGUCUUUUAGAUAAACAGACACAGUGCAAAGAAUAGUAUCUUGUCAGGCAUAACUAUCUUAAAUCUAGUUAAUAAAUCUAAUAUUUCUCCUGUUGAGAUUGUUAUAAGCUUACAUUAAGACUAUUUCAGGUAUUCCUGAACAUUUUUACUUGUUUUGAGUGUUUGAAUCUAUUGAAUUUAUCUCAUUAUAGUGAAUUUUUAUAGAACUUUUUUAAAAAUGUGGCUGAAACCAAAAGCAAGUUUAUCUGCCAGUAUAGUGAGAAUUUUACUUGAUAAAAUUACCUAAAACAAGUAAAUAAUGUCUAGAAAUAAGAUAGAUUAUCUUAUUAUAGGUGCACAAUCAUCUCAAAAUAAGAAUUAUUAGAUAUAUUGACUAGAUUUUAGAUCAUUUCACUUGACAAGAUGUUAUAUUUUGCAGUGCAGAUGCUCACAGUAAGUUACCUCAGCUAACAAUACUAGCCUAGUCCAUUUUAGCUGGUAUUUUUCAGGUAGUAAACUGAUGCCAAGCCUCGUAAGUGAUGCUGAACACUUUAUUUCAUUCAGUUUCUACAAGUGGAGUGUAAAAAUUAACUUGAAUCUGACGUUUUUGGGCCCUCCCUGCUGGCAUUCUUUAGCUGCGCAAUGCAGCGCAUCCAGUGUGCGACGGCCUUUAGAGCGAAAGCUAACAACCUAGCGGAAGCUAACCUAACAAGCAUAACAUUCAAGCUUGCUUUUCUGCCUGCCUGUUGUCCAUUCGGUCAUUCAACAUCCCACUCCAGUUCAGUGCAAGUGUUGGACAGAGCGCUGUCGAUUACAGGUGCUCAUCUACGUAUUAGGCCACGGCCAGACAGUUACCAGUUCUGCUAAGCCAUGUUUCUUUCUCCAUUCAAAUGCUGCUGAAUUUUUAAUACAACUCUUAAUUUUAGUGUCAUACACACAUUUUUCAUAUUUUACACUAUGUUCUCUGGGAUGGUUUGGAAUGAUUUGAUAUUAUUUGUUUUCUUUUCAUUAUUUUUGGAUAUUUUUGGUCUUCCUUUAUUGUAGUGCUCAAUGGGGGUGGGAAUCUCCAGGCAACUCAGAUUCGAUCCGGGGCGCAUGUAUUUUUCAUGUGUCUUGAUUAGGAAUUCUAAGCCCACAUUAUGAUUGUUUUCCUGUGUCUGUCAAUCUUCUUUAGCCUAAAUUGAAUUUGCAUGCAGCCUAAACACGACCGAAACAGACCGAGAC